Molecule: messenger RNA, 826 nt
Organism: Lytechinus pictus (painted urchin)
Lineage: Eukaryota; Metazoa; Echinodermata; Echinoidea; Temnopleuroida; Toxopneustidae
Product: retroviral-like aspartic protease 1
Exons: 1
Coding region: 23-826 (267 amino acids)
Biological process (GO): proteolysis
Molecular function (GO): aspartic-type endopeptidase activity
Source: RefSeq, a predicted model, not a curated record
AGAAGGGACAUUACAGCCGUGAAUGCCCCAAACCUUACCAGGGAAACGGACAGAGGCCAUCCCAAAGGACCGAGGGACGGUCAGGAAAUCAAGGUCCGAGAGUUUAGGACAAGAGUUUUCAACUACUACAAGUAUGCCAAUUGUUUGUACGAUAACUGAUGCCAGUUAUGGAAUGUAUGUACCACUUACUCUUGUGGAACGGCCUGUUAAUUUUCUGAUUGACACAGGAGCAAUGCUUACCAUACUUUCAAUUUCCUUGUACAAGCAAAUACAAAGAAGGAAUGAAUUGUUCCCUACAAAUAUUAGACUAAAGCAAGCUGAUGGGGCAGAAGUUACAGUGUAUGGAACCGUUUUCUUAACCCUGGAAAUUGGACUCACUAAACUUCAAACUUCGUUCGUAGUGGCCAACAUUCGUAAUGAUGGAAUUCUUGGCAUGGAUGUACUUCUCAAGACAGGAAGUGUUAUACAUUGUGAUAAGUUUGAACUUCAGCUCAAUGGUGAGACUAUUCAAUGUGCAGACUCAGCUGGUAAAAUUUUGUCAGUACGACAAGUUGACAAUACCUCGGAGGAAAUAAGCCAAGUACCGGAUUUCCUUCAACCUCUUUAUGAGAAGUCGAAAGAAAACACUAGCAGUAAUGAACAUACAAAGAUAGCUAAGCUUCUAUCUGACUAUCAAGAUGUAUUCUCUCAAGGUGAUCAUGACAUUGGCCGCACUGAUAAGGUGACACAUAGCAUACAUACCACUUGUCCCGCGCCAAUUCAUCAAAGGCCAAGACGUUCCCCAUUUGGACAGAGGGAAGAAAUUGAGAAACAAGUACAAGACUAG